CUUACUUCAAGGCUCCCGGCUCUGGAGUCCCUCGCGGGCCGGGGCGGGGCGUCUGGCCAGCUGAGCUAUUCCGGCUGACCGCGCCAGUUUGAAUGAAAGCUCCGCAAGAUGGCGGCGGCCGGAGCCGAGGCCGAGAGAGCCUGGUGUGUGCCUUGCCUAGUUUCCCUUGAUACUCUUCAGGAAUUAUGUAGAAAAGAAAAGCUCACAUGUAAAUCGAUUGGAAUCACCAAAAGGAAUCUAAACAAUUAUGAGGUGGAGUACUUGUGUGACUACAAGGUAGUAAAGGGUGUGGAAUAUUAUCUUGUAAAAUGGAAAGGAUGGCCAGAGUCUACAAACACUUGGGAGCCCUUGAGAAACCUCAAGUGUCCACAGCUGCUGCAGCAGUUCUGCAGUGACAAGAGUAGUUACUUGUCUCGGGUAAAGAAAGGCAAGGCAGUCACUCCAAAAAACAGUAGCAAGCCCUUGCCACAUGCUGUCGCUGAGUACAUUGUAAAUAAAGCCAAGCAAAGAAUAGCUCUGCGGAGAUGGCAAGAUUACCUCAACAGAAGAAAGAACCACAAAGCCAUGAUAUUUGUUGAAAAUACCGUUGACUUGGAGGGCCCGCCUUCAGACUUCUACUAUAUUAAUGAAUACAGGCCAGCUCCAGGAAUCAUCUUAAACAAUGAAGCUACCUUUGGAUGCUCAUGUACAAACUGCUUCUUUGAAAAGUGUUGUCCUGUUGAAGCUGGAGUUGUUUUGGCUUAUAAUAAAAAGCAACAAAUUAAAAUCAAACCUGGGACUCCCAUCUACGAAUGCAACUCAAGGUGCCUAUGUGGACCUGAUUGUCCCAAUAGGAUUGUACAAAAAGGCACACAAUAUUCACUGUGCAUCUUUAGAACUAGCAAUGGUUGUGGCUGGGGUGUAAAAACCCUUGUGAAGAUUAAAAAAAUGAGUUUUGUCAUGGAAUAUGUUGGAGAGGUAAUCACAAGUGAAGAGGCUGAAAAGCGUGGACGGUUAUAUGACAACCAAGGAAUCACAUACCUUUUUGAUCUGGACUAUGAAUCUGAUGAAUUCACAGUGGAUGCAGCUCGAUAUGGAAAUGUGUCUCAUUUUGUGAAUCACAGUUGUGACCCCAAUCUUCAGGUGUUUAGCGUUUUCAUCGAUAACCUUGAUACUCGGCUUCCCAGGAUAGCACUGUUUUCCACGAGAACCAUAAAAGCUGGAGAAGAGCUGACUUUUGAUUAUCAAAUGAAAGGUUCUGGAGAAUUAUCUUCAGAUUCUGUUGACCACAGCCCUGCCAAGAAAAGGGUCAGAACUGAAUGUAAAUGUGGGGCUGAGACUUGCAGAGGUUACCUCAACUGAAACUUCAGGAAAUGGAGAUCAUGAAUGUGUUUUGUUUUGUUCUAAGAACUGAAAAAGUAUUUGGGAUGCCUUUCUAUUAUCAAGAUUUUAUGUAUAUUAAUGUACAACUUGUGUCUCAAGGUAUUUACAAAGUACAUUACUGUUGCUUCUAAAAAGGACUGCAGGACCACAUAAACAGAAUAUAUUUGGUGGUUACAUACUAAAUAUGGAAAGUGAACUAUUUACAAAUCACCAUAUACUUAGUUAAGAAAUCUGAAUAGACAAGUGUCCCCUUUAGUGUUUGAAAAGCAACGAGAGCAUGGAUGUUAUGAAACCUUUUACCAUGACUCAGAUAAUUCAGUUUAGGCAAAUGCACAAAUUUUAUUUUGUUUUACUAUAUUGUUCCUGCUUAAUACUCACUGAUCUUGUAUUUGAGACAAAGAAGCAACACUGAAUUUUUUUACUAUAUUUUCUACUUUUACAUUAAAAUAUUGGCAUCUUAAUGAUAUAUUUCAGGUAUAAAAGUAAAUAUGAAAGAUUUUCUUUCAGCUUGAUCUCAUUUUGAAGCAAUAGAUACCAUUACAAAGAUUGUAUGUCUGAACCUGAAAUUCUUAAAAGAUUUUUUAAUCCUGUUCAAGAAAAAUCUCUAAUCACCUUCUCUAGAAGUCCAUAGUGGCUGGCCAUUAUGCUUCUUUGAAAGGACAUAAUAGUGUGACUAAGAGGACCCAUCAGAGUGCCAGGCAGGGUACAUGAGUACAAAGUGAGCCACAGCAUGAACGAGGUCCACAGAGUACCUCAUCGAAACUGAAGAGCAAGAUCCCGGGGAGCACCUGUCCCCAGUGGCAGUGUGAUUCACAUCAUGUUAAUGUCACUGCCCGGCAGUUUUCACAUUUCCUUUCUACUAAAUUCAAUUAUUUUCGCAUUUUCUGCAUGUCCUUGAAAAGUAACCUAUAUUUGAACAGAUACUUGUUUUAUACAAGAUUUUUUAGAUAAGAUAAAACUAAGUUUGGCCAAAGUUACGUCUGAUUGAACUUUUAUUAACCUAUGGGGAUUAGAUGGGAUUUUUCCCUGUGUAGUAAAACCCAAUAAAGAAAAAACUUACUUUCAUCUUUCUGGGUCUGGGAGUUCUAAUCAUGGUGUCCAGUGUGAAGACCAAAACAAGAAAAAGAAAUGUAGCAAAUAAUCCUUUUUUCAGUGUCCUGAUCAAGAUUUACCUAAGCUUACUGCUCUGGGCUUUAAUAGACAUAGUAAGCUCGAGUAAAAUGAAAUGAAUGCAGCACCUCCUUUAUCUUCCUAACCUUAACCUGUUUUGGGAGAAGCUACAAUGUUAUUCAGAGUAUUGCCUUCACAAGGCUGCUUGUUUACAAUACAUAGGAUACACUGUUUGAAUAUUUGGAGCCUCAUUGUAUGUCUGCUACCCAGAAUUUUCAGAAUGUGUCAAGAAAAUAUAUUUUUUUAAUUGAA
Molecule: messenger RNA, 2784 nt
Organism: Peromyscus maniculatus bairdii (prairie deer mouse)
Lineage: Eukaryota; Metazoa; Chordata; Mammalia; Rodentia; Cricetidae
Gene: Suv39h2
Product: SUV39H2 histone lysine methyltransferase
Cellular component (GO): nucleus
Molecular function (GO): histone H3K9 methyltransferase activity; zinc ion binding; protein binding
Source: RefSeq, a predicted model, not a curated record